Molecule: messenger RNA, 2656 nt
Organism: Notechis scutatus (mainland tiger snake)
Lineage: Eukaryota; Metazoa; Chordata; Lepidosauria; Squamata; Elapidae
Gene: C1H11orf24
Product: chromosome 1 C11orf24 homolog
Source: RefSeq, a predicted model, not a curated record
GGGCGGGGCUUUGUGAAGGCAUGUGCUGUGGUGGCGGGGGGGGAGGGGGGCUGUCUUUCUUGCUAUUUGCUUUCAUAACGCGCGUUCCUUCCCAGCGGGCCCGUCGGACGGAGUCUUGAUCUCACAAGAACUGAGCAGCUGAUUGUAUAACUUUCGAAGACAUGCUGUCCCCAUUACCUUCUCUUUGCUGAGAGUAUGUGUUACAAGGUGCUAAGGAGGGACUUUGGAGCUGCUUUUACGUUGUGAGAUCAUUCUGUCCUGCAUGGCUAGCACCAAAAUUCUUCUUGCAAUAUUACAGCCAACAUAAUUAAGUAGCGAUUCAAAUGCCUCCUAGCCCUGUGUUGAUUGCGUCAGUCAAUGUCCAAUUUCCAAGUUCCUUUCCAAGUCCAGCCUUGAAGAUGUGGACCAGGGUUGUAUUUUCCCUGUUGCUUUCUUUAUGUUUGUCUGAUCAUGGGAAUUCCAUUUUAAAAGAGAGUGGCGCUGAAAUAGCACACAUAUAUCCGCUCAGUAAUGAAAAGCAUUGUGAACAAGCUUGUAAAGGCUCAACAGAUGAAGAUAAUCCUUACUGCUGGUCGGUGCUGUAUCAGAGCCACUGUGUCCUUCUCCGCUGUCCUCAGCUAAGUGCAUGUCAGAAUACCAGCAGACAAGAUAUUAAAGAGCUAAUGAGAGAAUUUGUGACUCGUAAAAGAAGAGAACAUGAAGCAGGCCACGAGAUAAAUGAUACAGGAAAUACGAAUAAAGAGUUGGAGGUGCUGAAGAGUUCCGAAUCAGUUCAGAAAGCCACAGAAGUGCCUCUUUUAUUAAUAUCAAGGACUACAAUGGGAGCUUCUACAGUCAACUCCACAAACAAUGCCAGUUUGGCAAAACAAAAUACUUCCAGUUUGAGAACAACCACUGCCAGCCUUGUGAAUGCUAGAGUUUCCCAAGAUGUUGCAGGAUCAACAGCCAUAAUCAAUAUUAGUAAUAGCGUGACAAAAAUCCAGAAUAAUUCAACUGGUAGCAUCCUAAAUAACACCCUAAGUAUUCCAAGCAGCCAUCCUUGGUUAACUCCCACAAAAGGAGCAGACAGUACUACUGGCAUUGCAAGUACUACAAAAGCAAAAGGGACACAAGAGAGUAAAUUAAUAUCAGGCAUACCUGAGAAAACAAUAUCAACAGAACCGCUUCCCAGGACUAUGACAACCGCUGCUUUGACUACAAUAGCAACUUAUCCAGCACUUUCCACAACUUUCCAAAAGCUGCAUAGAACUAGCAUUCCUGCACCGGUUAACAUUGGAAAUGGUUCUCAGUCAGUGGUAAACUCAUCUACAGUUGCAUCCACCCUCCAGCCGUCAGCAUCAACAGCCAAAAGCAGGAUUCAUACGCUUGCAAGUACAACCAUGGCAGCAACUUCUGCAGCAACAAUAAAGUCAGCUGAAUUCACAACAGUUACAAAAGACAGGAUAAAGCCCACUUCUGAUAAGGUAAUUCCUCCCGUGUUUACUAAAGCUGCCGACAUCACCACUUCACAGCAAAUAUUGUCUACUAGUCAACCAGUGAAGGGGACAACCUCUGUACAACCCUUGUCAGUGCUCCCAAGUACAACUCCAAAAAUGUUAUCCAAACCAACAAGUACAAUACAAAGCAAAACCCAGGAAGAUACAGAUAAAGAAAAUAGCUUUUGGCAAGUAGAUGUCAAUUUGCUCUUAGCAGUGCUUCUCUUUGGUGUUCUGUUUUUUGUAACAAUUGUCAUCUUAUUUGCCAUACAAGCCUAUGACAGCUACAAAAAGAAAGACUACACUCAAGUGGACUACCUGAUCAAUGGGAUGUAUGCAGACUCAGAGAUGUGAUGAAAUAUAGGUAGAUUCUGAUGUGAAAGCAAUAUAAAUGAAAAGAAAUAUCAUAUCCAUGCACACAAAUAGAAAUCUGAAUCUAUAUGAAUGAAUACGAUUUUAUAGGGACAAAUAGAAAGCUUAAGGUGGCUUGUCAUUCAGUUCCCUGUUUUGCCUAUAAGACCACCUGAAAAUGCUUCCAAAUUCCUUUCUGUGCAAUGAAGGAGAAAUGCCAUGUAUCAUGCUUUUAAAGUACUUUUAAAAAAAAAACCUCAUAGUUAAAGGGUACCAUUAAUGUAUUGUUUCUCAAGCCAUAGUAUUGCUUCUAUAGUGCUGGUUUCGUCUGCUAAUGCCAAGGGGUGUUGGUGUUGCAAGUCUUCCCAGAGGGUUUCUUUCUGAUUCCCGAGGUUCUAUUCAUCUCCCCUGUUUACCCCUAUACAACAAAUGGAGAAAAGGUGUUUUUCUUAACAUGCCAAUUUUCCUGAAAAUUCCAGCUGGCAUGAAGACUGUUAGCUGUUAAUGCAAAGAAAUGGCCAAGGAUUAGCAGCAUUAGCAUCAGUGGAACAGCACAAAAGAGUGCCAAAAUCUUUUGGGACCCUUUCCUUAGGUAUGAUAUGCUUCAUUUAGGUACAUUUUAAAACCUUCCCAGAAUUGCUAAGCACUCUCAUUGCUUUAUCCUGGGGGGAAGCAUUUGUUGUAAGGUUAGAAAAUCUAAUAGUUAAAAAUGUAUUUACCAUAGUCUGUUUAAUGCUAUACUAUUUCAAGUCAUGUUGAUUCUGCACCUUUUAUAUGAUUUUAUUUUUGUAUCCAGUCACUUAAAAAUUGAGGCCUGGAGUCAAUGUCAA